AUGCCAACUAAACAGCAGAUGACUGGAGAAAGGUGGUCUGGACAGACGAGUCGAGCUUCGAAAUUGGCAAGCAGUCGUCACUGCCCAGAUGGUACAAUUUCAAUCAUGGUUUGGAGCGCCAUAGCUGGUAGAAAGAAGUUAAAACUUGUGUUUAUGAAGAAAGGUACGAGAACAAGUGCCGACUUCAUAAACCAGGUCUAUGAGCCAGUAUUACUAGACUUUUACAGAAAUCUAGAUAGUCCUGUGCUCAUGGAUGAUGGUGCACUCGUCCAUAGAGCAAAAAUUGCUGUCGAAUGGAGGGGGGCAACGGGCAUAAAGAAGAUGUCUUGGCCGGCUCAGUCACUGGAUUUAAAUCCAAUCGAAAAUUGUGGAGCAUGA
This is a messenger RNA of Rhizopus microsporus ATCC 52813, 378 nucleotides long. RefSeq lists its product as uncharacterized. Gene Ontology annotation, molecular function: nucleic acid binding. Bases 1 to 378 code for a protein of 125 amino acids. The transcript has 2 exons. The record is from RefSeq and is a predicted model, not a curated record. NCBI's taxonomy places the organism in Eukaryota, Fungi, Mucoromycota, Mucoromycetes, Mucorales, Rhizopodaceae.